CAGGCUGUCAACUGAGAUAUUUUAUUUCUGCCAUUUGGUAAGUUUUGUGCCAAUAUCAAGAUAUAUUUGUGAAGAUAUUUUCGUGUAAGAUAUGGAACUUUACAUUCAUGAGAUGUCUGGAAAUUACUAUUUUGUAAUAGUUGGACAUCAUGACAACCCAAUCUUUGAAAUGGAGUUUUACCCAUCAAACAAAGCAAGUGAAGCAAAGGAUGACCACAGGCACCUUAACCAGUUUGUGGCCCAUGAGGCCCUGGACCUAGUGGAUGAGAUGAUGUGGACCACACCGAACAUGUACCUGAAGGUUGUCGACAAGUUUAAUGAGUGGUUUGUCUCAGCAUUUGUCACUGCUGGCAGGAUGAGAUUGAUAAUGUUGCAUGAAGUUAAAAAUGAGGAGGGGAUUAAAAACUUCUUCACAGAAGUAUACGAGACAUAUAUCAAACAUGCCAUGAACCCAUUCUACGAGAUCAACAAACCAAUUGUUUCACAGGCAUUCGAAAAAAAAGCACAGACUUUCGGCAAGAAAUAUCUUACUGGAUAGUAAUGGCGACUCCCAGAACCUUAAUUGGCUGUGAUAUAUGUGUCUUUGAUUGUGUUGUAUUCACAUACCUGUAUUAGUGGUAUUUAAGGACACAACAUUCCACAUUAAAGGAUUGGGACAUCUUUUAGUUAUUAUGUUUACUUGCUACAAUAUUGAGCGUGAUUACCAUGUGCAGAUUGUCCGUUAUAUCAUGGCUUUGCUGUAGUGUUUGAAUUCAUUCAUUUUCAUUGAUUCAUUUUCAUUAUUGUAAAUUAAUCUUUUUAUGUUGUAUGUCUGUUACUAAGAAAUGUGCAAUAUUAUAAAUGAAUAAAACUGACAAAAAGUU
Molecule: messenger RNA, 863 nt
Organism: Mya arenaria
Lineage: Eukaryota; Metazoa; Mollusca; Bivalvia; Myida; Myidae
Product: trafficking protein particle complex subunit 2-like
Exons: 5
Coding region: 92-538 (148 amino acids)
Biological process (GO): endoplasmic reticulum to Golgi vesicle-mediated transport
Cellular component (GO): TRAPP complex; cytoplasm; nucleus
Source: RefSeq, a predicted model, not a curated record